AUUAUAGCAAUGAAAUUGAUUUUAAGGUAACAACUGACGAUGCGUCAUCGAACUCAUCGGAUGCCGAAGGACAAGACGCUGAGAAUGAAGCUGAUGAAGGCGAGGUUACAGAUGCACAGAAGAAGGUCGCUGAAGCAGCUGGUCUUACUGAUGGUGACAAAGGUAGCAAACAGUCACGCUCCGAAAAGAAAGCUCGUAAGCUGUUCAGUAAGCUCGGCCUUAAACCAGUUCAUGGUGUAUCACGAGUUUGUAUUCGCAAAUCCAAGAACAUCCUCUUCGUUAUCAACAAACCUGACGUUUACAAAAGCCCCGGCUCAGACACUUACAUUGUUUUCGGUGAAGCUAAGAUCGAAGAUUUGAGUGAGCAUGCUCGUUUCGCAGCUGCCGAGCGUCUGAAGCCAUCCGAUGCACCAUUGGGUGGUCAGAGUGAUGAAAGCGAUCAAGAGGGCGAGAUCGAUGCCACUGGUAUUGAGGAGAAGGAUAUCGAAUUGGUAUGCUCUCAAGCGAACGUGACCCGUAACAGGGCUAUAAAAGCGCUGAAGAAAGCAGAUAACGAUAUUGUGAAUGCAAUCAUGGAGUUGACAAUGUGA
Anisakis simplex (herring worm) is the source of this 590-nucleotide messenger RNA. The record is from the annotation of a GenBank genome assembly. NCBI's taxonomy places the organism in Eukaryota, Metazoa, Nematoda, Chromadorea, Rhabditida, Anisakidae.